AUGAUCGCGUCAUCAGCAGAAAAUUCUGGGAUCGGAGAUGUGCUCAGCGCAGACGAGGAGGAACUAUCGGCUCGAUUCAGCGAUGCAAUGUCACCACUCAAACUUCAAUUACGAUUUGUGGCUGGAGUAAUUCAACGUGAACGUCUCCCUGCUUUCGAGCGUCUACUUUGGAGAGCAUGUCGAGGAAAUGUGUUCCUCCGCACCAGUGAAAUCGAUGACGUGCUCAAUGACACAGUAACCGGUGAUCCAGUUAACAAGUGUGUCUUCAUUAUCUUCUUCCAAGGAGAUCAGUUGAAGACAAAGGUUAAGAAGAUUUGUGAAGGAUUUCGUGCCACACUAUAUCCAUGUCCAGAUACUCCUCAAGAGAGACGAGAGAUGUCAAUUGGUGUGAUGACUCGUAUUGAGGAUCUCAAGACAGUUCUCGGACAAACCCAAGAUCAUCGUCAUCGUGUAUUAGUGGCUGCAUCGAAGAAUGUUCGAAUGUGGUUGACAAAAGUUCGAAAGAUCAAAUCCAUCUAUCAUACACUGAACUUGUUCAACAUUGAUGUAACACAAAAAUGUCUGAUUGCUGAGGUGUGGUGUCCAGUUGCCGAACUUGAACGUAUAAAGAUGGCGUUGAAACGUGGAACAGAUGAGAGUGGAAGUCAAGUUCCGUCGAUUUUGAAUCGAAUGGAUACACACGAGGCUCCGCCCACUUACAACAAGACCAACAAAUUUACAAAAGGAUUCCAAAAUAUUGUGGAUGCUUAUGGUAUUGCCACGUAUCGAGAAAUCAAUCCAGCUCCCUACACAAUGGUCUCAUUCCCAUUCUUGUUCGCAGUAAUGUUUGGUGAUAUGGGUCAUGGAGUCAUCAUGUUCCUGGCUGCUCUAUUCUUCAUUCUCAAAGAGAAACAAUUGGAGGCGGCAAGAAUCAAAGAUGAAAUCUUCCAGACUUUCUUCGGAGGACGCUAUGUCAUUUUCUUGAUGGGAGUGUUUUCGAUUUACACUGGAUUUAUGUACAAUGACGUGUUUUCAAAAAGUAUCAAUGCAUUUGGAUCGUCGUGGUCAAACUCUAUUGAUCACACUACAAUUGAUGCAUUAUUGGACGGCGGUGAAAAAUCAUCCGAAACACAAUUAAUUCUAGUCCCUGAGCUGGCUUACGAUGGAAGUCCAUAUCCAAUUGGUGUGGAUCCCGUGUGGAAUCUUGCUGAAGGAAACAAACUCUCAUUCCUCAACUCGAUGAAAAUGAAAAUGUCCGUACUGUUUGGAAUUGCUCAAAUGACAUUCGGUGUUCUUCUCUCCUAUCAAAAUUUCACAUAUUUCAAAUCAGACCUUGAUAUCAAGUAUAUGUUCAUUCCACAAAUGAUUUUCCUCUCCUCAAUAUUCAUUUAUCUUUGCAUUCAAAUCCUUGCCAAAUGGCUCUUCUUCGGAGCAACUGCUGGAUCAGUACUCGGCUACACGUAUCCCGGAACGAAUUGUGCUCCAUCACUGCUUAUCGGAUUAAUCAAUAUGUUUAUGAUGAAAGGGCGUAAUGCAGGAUUUUUGGAUGAGCGCGGAGACGUAUAUCCUCAGUGUUGGUUGAGCACAUGGUAUCCAGGACAGUCAUUCUUCGAAACAAUUUUCGUCCUGGUAGCGAUCGCGUGUGUUCCCGUAAUGCUCUUUGGAAAGCCUUACUUCUUAUGGAAAGAGGAAAAAGAUCGGCGCGAGGGGGGUCAUCGACAGUUGGCCACGAUCGAAACUGUUCUUGUGAUUUUGGCGUUGGUGCAGGUACCCAUUAUGUUGUUCGCAAAACCGUACUUUAUGUACCAUCGAGAGAAACGACAAGCGAGAUACAGUAAUCUUGGAGAGACAAAUCAGAGUGUUCGUGCUGACAUUGCUCAAGACGACGCUGAAGUCGUUCACGCUCCAGAACAGACACCAAAGCCGGCUGGACACGGACAUGGCCACGGUGAUGGACCACUUGAUAUGGGAGAUGUGAUGGUUUAUCAGGCUAUUCACACGAUUGAAUUCGUUCUUGGAUGUGUUUCACACACUGCCUCAUACCUUCGUCUCUGGGCUCUCUCACUGGCUCAUGCUCAACUUUCUGAUGUUCUUUGGACUAUGGUUUUCCGUAAUGCGUUUGUUUUGGAUGGAUAUGCUGGAGCUGUCGCCACUUAUGUUCUCUUCUUCAUUUUCGGAUCAUUGUCUGUCUUCAUUCUCGUUUUGAUGGAGGGUCUUUCUGCAUUCCUUCACGCACUUCGUCUUCAUUGGGUGGAAUUCCAAUCCAAAUUCUACGGAGGUCUCGGAUACCAAUUCAGUCCAUUCUCGUUCGAAACGAUCUUGGCCGAGGAGCGUCAAAAUGAAGAGAACUGA
Messenger RNA from Caenorhabditis remanei, 2331 nucleotides. RefSeq lists its product as uncharacterized. Gene Ontology annotation, biological process: vacuolar acidification; proton transmembrane transport. NCBI's taxonomy places the organism in Eukaryota, Metazoa, Nematoda, Chromadorea, Rhabditida, Rhabditidae. Gene Ontology annotation, cellular component: plasma membrane; vacuolar proton-transporting V-type ATPase, V0 domain; vacuolar proton-transporting V-type ATPase complex. The record is from RefSeq and is a predicted model, not a curated record. The transcript is spliced from 7 exons. Bases 1 to 2331 code for a protein of 776 amino acids. Gene Ontology annotation, molecular function: ATPase binding; proton-transporting ATPase activity, rotational mechanism.